Messenger RNA from Oikopleura dioica, 1590 nucleotides. NCBI's taxonomy places the organism in Eukaryota, Metazoa, Chordata, Appendicularia, Copelata, Oikopleuridae. The record is from the annotation of a GenBank genome assembly.
AUGUACCAAAAAUCACGUCAAAUUCUUGAACGCGGCCUCGAAAACGCCCUUAUUAUACAGAAUGAUGAGUUGAUUCAAAAGAUCACGGCUGUACUGUCCGACCUGAUCCGAGCGAAAGGAGCUGGAUUUGGAGAUGAAAUAUUGGAAUCGGCCGAAGCGAUACUCAAAAAGGCGGUCGAUAAAGUUGAAUCCGAGGCGUCUGGCUUCCGAAUCGAGACCGACACCAUGGGUGAGAUGCAGGUGCCAAACGACAAGCUCUAUGGCUGCCAGACCGCGCGAUCGAUGAAAAACUUCCCCAUUGGCGGCGAGGCCGAUAAGAUGCCCCGACAGAUCAUCCAAGCUUUCGGUUACCUCAAGAAGGCCUGCGCCGAAGCAAACCAGAAGUUUGGACUCGAUGCCAAGCUCGCCAACGCGAUCAAAGAGGCCGCCGAUGAGGUCAUUUCUGGCAAGCUUUACGACGAGGGUCACUUUCCUCUUGUCAUCUUCCAGACUGGCUCGGGCACCCAGUCGAACAUGAACACCAACGAGGUCAUUUCCAACCGCGCCAAUCUCAUCCUCGGCGGCGAAGUCGGCACCAAGUCCCCCGUCCACCCCAACGAUCACGUCAACAAGUCCCAGUCCUCGAACUGCACCUAUCCUACGGCUAUGCACGUCGCCACCGCUCUCGAAAUCAACAACGUUCUCCUCCCGGGCCUCAAGAAGCUCCGAGAGGCCCUCUACGAGAAGCAGAAAGCUUUUGAGCACAUUGUCAAAAUUGGCCGAACUCAUAUGAUGGACGCUACUCCAUUGACUCUCGGACAGGAAUUCUCUGGAUACGUUCAGCAGCUCGAUAACGGAAUCGCCCGUGUUGAAGCCACCCUCCCACGAGUCUACGAACUUGCCAUCGGUGGCACCGCUGUCGGAACUGGUCUCAACACUCGAAUUGGUUUCGCAGAGGCUUGCUGUGAGGAGCUUUCCAACUACACCGGUCUUCCAUUUGUCUCCGCUCCCAACAAGUUCGAAGCUCUCGCCAACCACGACGCCAUGGUUGAGGUUUCCGGCGCUCUCAACGUUGUCGCCUGCUCCAUCCACAAGAUUGCCAAUGAUAUGCGCCUCGCUUCUGGACCACGAUGUGGUCUUGGCGAGCUCAAUCUUCCCGAAAACGAGCCCGGAUCCUCCAUUAUGCCCGGCAAGGUCAACCCAACUCAGGUUGAAGCUAUCACUAUGGUCUGUACGCAGGUCAUGGGUAAUAAUAUGGCUGUCACCGCUGGCGGUAUGAACGGUCACUUUGAGCUCAACGUCUACAAGCCAGUCAUGGUUUCCAACGUUCUCCGAUCUGCCAACCUCAUCGGCACUGCCUGCAACGCCUUUGUUGAUAACUGCGUUGUCGGCAUCACCGCCAACGAAGCCCGAAUCGAUCAGCUUCUCAAUGAGUCUCUUAUGCUCGUAACCGCUUUGAACCUCCACGUCGGAUACGAUAAGGCCGCCGCCAUCGCCAAGAAUGCGCAUAAGAAGGGAACCACGCUCCGAGAGUCUGCCAAAGAAAACGGCAUCACGGACGAACAAUUUGACGCUUGGGUUGUCCCAACCGAUAUGCUCGGACCAAAAUAA